Carica papaya (papaya) is the source of this 1872-nucleotide messenger RNA. NCBI's taxonomy places the organism in Eukaryota, Viridiplantae, Streptophyta, Magnoliopsida, Brassicales, Caricaceae. The record is from RefSeq and is a predicted model, not a curated record.
CCCAAAAAGGGUUCAGAAAAAAUGAAACAGGAAAGAUUUUUCAAAAACUAACCACUUACAUUAUAUCUCUAUUCUUAGGCGGAGGACCCAUUAGACUAUAGUAUAAUCUCUCUGUUCCAUUCCCUCUUCCAAUAACUCUCCACCUCUUUUCCCCCAAGUACUGUUUCGUCUUCUUCUUCCCCAUUUUCUCAAACAAGGCAAGAGCUACAACAUAAUAUCAGUCGUUAUUGUUGUUCUAUUUUAGAAUUAGGGAGUUUAAAGCUCGCUCUUCACUGCAUUGCCUUGUCUAGCUAUACUGUUCUACUGCAAUCUCUCAUGACAAUAUCACUGUUUUCGAUCAAAAUGAUGCGGGCGUAAGCUAUGGAUCUUACAAGUCCCAACUACUUUCAGUCUCCUUCUCUGUUUUCAUCUAAUGGGGAUAUACAAGCACCGCCAUUCUUGUUGCAGGGUAGUCCGAGCUUCUAUGGGAGAAGUGAAGGAAACCCAUUUGCUGCAGAAAACUUCCCUGACCCGCUUUGCAAGCUGAAUCUUAAAGAGACUUCUGAGUUUGUGAAGUCACUGCCUAUGCCGGCGGUUUCAAAUGCGGUUCCUGCUCAGAGGAGGAGAGAUGGAAACUCAGUUACGCAGAGGAGAAUGGAGGCUCCAUCUACACCUGGUAGACCAGUUUUCAGUUUUAAUGCAGGGAAUUUAUCCAGAAAAAGUUUCCCUUCAAAGUGGGAUGAUGCAGAGAAAUGGGUAAUAAGCAAUUCUUGUCAUGAUUCUCCUGCUCAUUCCAUCAAACCACCGCCUCAAUCAUACAAACAAUAUGAUAGCUUUAAGCAUAGAAUGGAGGUGGUGGUGGCAGAGAAAUCACGGGUGACGGAGGAAAAAGUCUCCAAGAUUGUCUCAACUUUCCGAGGAUCUGUAACUUUGGACCACCGCCAUCACAAUCCUGCAAGCACUUUUAAUGGGGUCUCAGCCUCAAGUGAUGUACUUUUAAAAGAUAAGUUCACAGACGAAGUAGAACCAGUUUUACCCGAUUAUCAAUACUCAGAGCCAUCAAAAGAAGGGUUUCUUUUCCGAAACUCAGCCCGGGGAGCCAUGAAAGAUGCAGGCACUGAGGUACAACACAGAGAUAUUGGAACAGAGAUGACACCUCUUGGCAGCUCCACCACUUCAAGAUGCCACACCCCUUUCAAGAGUUCAUCGCCUGCACGUCAUAACACGCCGGCAAAUAGAUCUGGUCCAUUGGCAUUAACUCACCCAACUAGCCCCAACAGCACCAUUGACAUUGCUCAUUUUCAAGAAUGCCAUUUAGCCAAGCUACAAGUUGGCACUCAGUAUGAUUCUAUCACAUCAAAUUGGAGCUCAAGGGAAGAGGAAGAAGAAGAAAUAUCAAAGAGUCUCAGACAUUUUGAAACAGGAAGUGGGCGCAGAACAAGUGUUUCAGAUUCAAGACUUUCUACUUGGGUUGAUGAGGAGAAGACUAAGUGUUGCCUGAGAUACCAGAGAGAAGAAGCAAAGAUCCAAGCUUGGUUAAAUCUUCAAACUGCAAAAGCAGAAGCUCAAUCAAGAAAGCUUGAGGUGAAGAUACAGAAGAUGAGAUCAAACCUAGAAGAGAAGUUGAUGAAGAGGAUGGCAAAUGUUCAUAGAAAAGCAGAAGAAUGGAGAGCAGCAGCUUGGCAACAACACAAAGCUGGUGAUGAACAAGCUCACAAGAUGAUUCACAGACAUAAUUAUAUUAUUUCUGGUCACACCUCCUGCGGUUGCUUCCCUUGACAAUAUAUAUAUAUAUAUAUUAUAUCCCCAUUUCUGUAUCUCUUUCGGAUUACGCAUAAAAUUGACUUUCUCUGGCUUGAUCUCCAUUUCCCAAUUCAAUUUUGCUAUUAAAAA